AUGCAGUGCUUAGGGGAUGUCAGCCAGGCCACCUGGCAAGAUUGCAUCAAAUUUUUCCUACAAACUGAGAUGUGCAGUGACGCAGCAGUUAUCACUGAUUGUCCACCCUGGUUACUAGCUGCUUCUCCUGAAGGCAACUUUACUCAGAUGACCCAAGAAGAAGUUCAGACCUUACUGGCAAGAGAGGAGAGAGAAAAGUUGCUUCACCAAGGAGUCACCCUUGCUGGAACAAAAUGCUUGUUGAUCCGUGACAACUUGUUCACUGAGGGAAACUACAGUAUGGACCUGCGUACCAAAGGCCAAAGUAGAGGUAGCCAGGCAGUGACUGUACUUAAGAUGGGAUCUGUGUACCUUGUGGUGAAGGGAAAGAGGGGGACAGAAGGAGGACCUCUCAACCUCAAAGCUUUUGAAAUGGCAGGCUACAUUAGAGAGGCCAUUCUUCAGCAAAAGGCCCAUUGUUAA
Molecule: messenger RNA, 462 nt
Organism: Psammomys obesus (fat sand rat)
Lineage: Eukaryota; Metazoa; Chordata; Mammalia; Rodentia; Muridae
Product: profilin-2-like
Exons: 1
Coding region: 1-462 (153 amino acids)
Biological process (GO): regulation of actin filament polymerization; actin cytoskeleton organization; positive regulation of actin filament bundle assembly
Cellular component (GO): cytoplasm
Molecular function (GO): actin binding
Source: RefSeq, a predicted model, not a curated record